AAUUCCUACGCUACAAAAGCCUUACCCUUUGCCUUUGCUUUGUCCCUUCCUUUUCCUUCCUUCCUCUUUUUGCUUACUGCUCACUGAACUGACCCACCAUCACCAACCAUUCCUUCAACGCCAUCACUUUUCUUCUCCCACUUCUGUUUUCUCAUCACUUCCCUCAUGCCUCAUAUAAAUCCAACCCCCACAUCAAUGCCUCACCCAAAUCCUCCUCCCUUACACUGCCGGCCAUGUCCACACUCACCCUCAUCCUCACCUUCUUCCUCCUCUGCUUUCCCUUUGCCAGAUCCAACCCUUUCUCUCGCCCGGCUAUUUUCAACUUCGGAGACUCCAACUCCGACACUGGCUGCCUUGUGGGUGCCGCCAUUGAGAGCAUCAACCCCCCUUAUGGCCACCGCUUCUUCGGACACCCCUCUGGGAGAUACUGCGAUGGCCGCCUCAUUGUUGAUUUUCUCUUGGAUGCCAUGGAUAUGCCUUUUUUGAAUGCUUAUCUUGAUUCCCUUGGGGCGCCGAAUUUUCGGAAGGGAUGCAAUUAUGCAGCAGCAGGCUCGACUGUUCUUCCAGCAACUGCUACCUCUGUUAGCCCUUUUUCCUUUGGGGUCCAGGUGAAUCAGUUUCUUCAUUUCAAAGCUAGAGUUCUUGAGCUUCGAGAAGGAAAAGGAGGUAAGAAACUUGAUAAGUAUCUACCAGCUGAAGAAUACUUCCAAAAGGGGCUUUACAUGUUUGAUAUUGGCCAGAAUGACCUUGCUGGUGCAUUUUACUCCAAAACUCUUGACCAAAUUCUUGCCUCAAUACCUACCAUUUUAGCUGAGUUUGAGAGUGGAGUUCAGAAACUGUUCGACCAAGGAGCUAGGAACUUUUGGAUACACAACACGGGCCCUCUAGGAUGUUUGGCUCAGAAUGUUGCUAAAUUUGGAACUGACCCAUCAAAACUUGAUGAAUUUGGAUGUGUUAGUUCACACAACCAAGCAGCCAAGCUCUUUAAUCUACAACUUCAUGCUCUCUGUAAAAAACUGCAGGGACAAUAUACUGAUAGCAACAUUACAUACAUUGAUAUCUACUCGAUCAAAUCAAAUCUUAUUGCCAAUUAUUCACGACUGGGGUUUCAACAACCGAUUAUGGCUUGUUGUGGUUAUGGAGGUCCACCUCUUAACUACGACAGUCGAAUCGUAUGUGGACAAACAAAGAUGUUGAAUGGGACAUUGGUCACGGCGAAAGGGUGUGAUGAUAGCUCAGAGUACAUUAAUUGGGAUGGAAUUCAUUACAGUGAAGCUGCAAAUCAGUAUGUGUCAUCACAAAUACUCACUGGGAAAUAUUCUGAUCCACCCUUCUCAGACAAAAUGCCUUUCCUUCUCAAGCUCAAGUUCUAGUUCCCUUAAUUUAUUCAUUACCCAAUUGAUAACUAAUAUAUAUAUAUAUAUCUAAAUGUCAGUAUUCAGUUUGGGAUUUCAAACCAAGAUCUGACCAGGGGUCAAUGAACAAUGGAUUUAUGUUUGGACGUUGGAUCAAAUAAUCCAUUAUCUAAAUUCAUUUUAUGGCUCCUAUUUCUAGAUUACAAACACAGUACAUAAUGGGUAAGGAUAAAUCAAAAUUACAAGUGUUGUAAACGAGUUAUAACUUUGCUCUCCCUUCUUAAUUGGAUGGAAUCUGAAACAAUAUGAAUCCAACUUUUCUAAAUAAAGUUAAACUUUGUGUUUGAAUA
Molecule: messenger RNA, 1705 nt
Organism: Cucumis sativus (cucumber)
Lineage: Eukaryota; Viridiplantae; Streptophyta; Magnoliopsida; Cucurbitales; Cucurbitaceae
Product: GDSL esterase/lipase At1g54790
Exons: 5
Coding region: 234-1373 (379 amino acids)
Molecular function (GO): hydrolase activity, acting on ester bonds
Source: RefSeq, a predicted model, not a curated record